GAGAGCGAGAGAGAGCGCGCUAACAGUAGGGCAGCUCAAACCUAAGUCUCUAACUACUCAAACAGGAUUUACACGGACUAACACAGACUCAUAACGCCCUUCACAAAAUAAAAAAAAAUAUAUAAACAAAGGGGUUCUAGGUGAACUAUGAAAAUGAUCUACUGGCAGCUUGCCACUGUCGUGGUGUGGUGCUUGAUAGGAUUUGGUAUCGGACGGAGAGCUGGUGCUGAAGACGGCGACAUUCUAGAGAAAACGAACAGCGCGCGAUGCACCUCGCGAUGUCUGACUCUCCACAUGACACAGCUGACGGCUUCAUUCAAACAUCUUCAGAGUGACAGUGUCCUGAGUUGGUGUGAGAGUCACCGUCGAUGCUCACAGUGCCUACAGCCGUGCAAGGAGUUAUGGGAAUCGGGACGAGGUCUUUCAGAGAAGUCCUGUGAGCACCACGAGUGUGUGACCAGUGCUGAGUUCCUGCUCUCGCUGCGGUCUCAGAAGCAGGGCGACUGCCCGUCUCCUCAAAGGGCCUCUGGCUUCGCCGCUGCCUGCGUCGAGAGCUGCAACGCCGAUAAGGAAUGUUCCGGCUCCAAGAAGUGCUGCCCGAAUGGCUGCGGACACACCUGCCAGACUCCGACAAACCUCUUCAAGGGUGUUCCACUGAAGCCAAAGAAGGACAUGUCCUUCUCAGAGGACCAUUUAGGACAUCUGGAGGUGAAGUGGACGUCCAAGUUUAAUGUGUCCAUCGAGCCUGUCCUGUAUGUCCUGCAGAGGAGGUGGAACUACGGCAUCCACCCGAGCGAGGACGAGGCCUCGUCCUGGCAAACCGUUCUCAUGACCAUAGAGGAGCGGGCAGUGCUGAAAGACGUCCGACCCCACAGGUGGUACCAGUUCAGAGUGAGCGCGGUCAACAACCAGGGCACACGGGGCUUCACCACCCCCAGCAAGCACUUCUUCUCCUCCAGAGAUCCCUUCCCACCGGAGGCUCCCCAGAACCUGCGGACAGGGAACUUCACCGUCCGGCCCGACGGCACCAUCAGCGUGGCCCUGCACUGGGACUCUCCGCCUGAGGGCGACCUGCCCGUCCACCACUACAGGGUCAGCUGGAGCGUCCGCGGGGCCCAGCGCCUCAGCCAGAGUCGCCGGGAAAAUGCCAGGGUCACCGAUGGGGCUGCAACAGAGUUUGAGCUCCCUGGACUGCAGCCUAACGUUGUCCAUCAGGUCCAGGUGCAGGCCAUAGCCUAUUGGGGUCAGAAACGCCUGAAGAGUCCCAAAGCUCUGCUAUCCUUCACUACUACAUCAACAGCUUCCUCGACAGCCCCAGGCCAGGGCCACUUCACUGGGGAGUUCUCCAACGAGCUGCCCCUCUCGCACUCCUCACCCAGCAUCGUGAGGCUGGAGGCAGCCGCUCCGCACUACCACGACAACCAGCUGCAGGUCAAGGUCUUCUGGAAGAGCCGGCACCAAGAAGAGGACCAGAAAGAGACCCCUUCUUAUUCGUUGAGAUGGUAUCCAGAAGUAUGCACCAACAAUGUCACAAAGAGGGAGAAAAAAGCCACUGUUCAGGGAACCCAUUUUGUGAUUACCGGCCUGCUCUUCGCAUGUAAGUACCGUGUGGCAGUGAUGCCCCUGUCCGAGGCUCCGAGGUCAGAGGCCGUUACCUCGGUAACCACCCCGCAGUGCUUGUCCCUAAAAGGCAGAGGGAAGAAGUUCAUCCCCUGCGCCAGAGACGACCACCACCCAGUGGUCAGGAAGACACAGCUCCGGCCAGAGAAGCUCAGCGUGGAAUUCCAGGCAGUUAACGGCUCACUGCGGGGCAUGUUCAGCUGGCAAGUGUCGCAGGCGGCCCCGGGCCAAGCCGCCAUCACCGGCUUCCAAAUCUCCUGGGUGCGGGUCUCAAGCAGCCACGGCACCGACGGCAGCAGCAGCAGCAAAGAUGCCGUCGCCGCCACAACAGACGCGGCCGUCUCCCAGACCCAGACCCUGCCUCCAGACCAGUUCUCGUUCACGGUGGAUGCACUGCAGUCCAACAGCGUGUACAAGGUGCAGGUCCAAGUGCUGUCAGCAGGGGGCAGCGGCCCCUCCGUGGCCCGAACGCUUCACACCCCACAGCUCCCCGCCACCGCCGCUGCCACCCAACUAUGAGAUGCUUCCCCAUGCCCACCUCAGCUGCUCCUUGCCCACUGUCCCUGUGAGAGUACCACUACAGUCCCUUAGUGCGUGUCCCAAAAAGCAUAGUUGCUAACUAAGUUAGCAACUUUGUUGGUUGCAAUGCAAUUUCCCAUUGCCAACCAACUAAGUUGCUAACAGGUUAGCAACUAUGCUAUUGGGAAACGCACCCCUGAACGUCACCCAACCCUUUCCACAGUGGCCCAGCACUCCAGCAUAUGUGACUUUGCCAGUGACAACAUUGCAUGACAGAUCCAAUGACUUUAUGUGGAAAAUCUAGAUAAUCCUGGACCUAAAACAUAGUCUGGCAGUUAAUAUGUAUUGAAGGUGUUUAGAAACGUGUAGGUAUAAAUCAUUUAUGUUAUUAUCUUCUUUUAUUUUAUAUAAAUAUCUGUAAAAAAUAAGUAGCACUGAUGUAUGUAGGUCUAAUUGUAAGUGUCAUUUGAUUUUCUGUUAUAUUUCCUCAUAUAAAAAAUGUUUGGUCCUCUAUAUUUUUUUAUGAUGACUACAACUUCGCACGUGAAUCUGUCAGUUAUGUUUUUAGUUUUACAGGUAAAUGUCAUAAGUUAUUUUUAACACCACACAUUUUUCAGUUAACUUUUUUUUGUAAUUCUGGAAAAAAUCUUCACUUCAUCCCUUCUUAUUUAUUGUGAUGUACUAAGAGUGGAAUGUAUGUUUUUGCACGUUGUGUAAGCAACGUUAAGCUACAGUACAAGGCCCUAGUAGUCUGCAUUGGGGUUGUGAGAGAAUUAUUGCCAAGGGUCAGUUGAUAGUCGAAUCCUAAUGACAGAUACUGAAACUGAAGUGAGAUCUUUUAUCAUUAUUCUCUCCAGUGGAGUCAGAACUCCUUCUUUGACUCCAGUGUUGCUUGUCUCUGAGGAGCUGAGGAGGAUUUCAUUUCAGAGGCUCUUGGCUCAUGAGUGGCUAUCUAAGAGAAGGACUUCAGCUUUGAUCAGGGGCCUCCUUUUUCACUCGUAACACUAUUGAAGAUAGAGGAAAUCCGUUCUGCUCCUCUGGGCUUCAUUAUAAGUGGGGAGGCUCAUGUGUUGUAAGUUGUUUCUGGUGUAAACACUGUUUCUAUGCUGGCAAAGUUUCAGCCAUGUUGCGGUGUUUCAUUGUGGCAAGCCACUUGUGGCCGUUUUGUAUCGUAGCAUAUUAUACUCUGUAAAUAUUGUACUUGGUGUUGUGUAAACAAAUGUAUGUCCUUGUCAUGAAUAAAAUCUAAAUCCUA
This is a messenger RNA of Alosa sapidissima (American shad), 3394 nucleotides long. RefSeq names its product anosmin 1b (gene anos1b). Gene Ontology annotation, molecular function: protein binding; peptidase inhibitor activity. The record is from RefSeq and is a predicted model, not a curated record. NCBI's taxonomy places the organism in Eukaryota, Metazoa, Chordata, Actinopteri, Clupeiformes, Clupeidae. Gene Ontology annotation, biological process: neuron differentiation. Gene Ontology annotation, cellular component: cell surface; extracellular region. Bases 148 to 2139 code for a protein of 663 amino acids. The transcript has 14 exons.